CUUUUCUGCUGAUGUCACCGCUAACGCCCUCCCCUAAUAGAUCUUCGUUACACCCAAUAUGAGGAACGACCGUCAUGACUCAAGCAUUGACUAUGAUGGCGGAUGUACUGAGUACUGGCUCGGAAGCCUUCUUAACAAAACAACUCCAACAACGACCGCACGUUCAUUGUCCCCAGCUUCGACAAGAGGGAGACGUACUCCGACACUAACACCAUCUAAACCGUUCUCCUUGGUGGUUGCUCUCAAGAAUUUGAAGAUUACCACCGACACGACCGUUUCCACACACACACUACACCACCCUCCGCACCGUGCAGGCCAACUGGGUAUAGGCUCCCUUGGCCGUCAAAACACAGACCCCAAUGUGUCCAACCUCAUCAAGUUCGUCGCGGAGUCUACCGGCUACACUAACCUCAACUUGACCGUUGCCGAUCUCCCUGUCUUGAACAUUUUCCAUUAACAUAGCGUGAGUCAAGACAGGGACGUAUUCUGUUCAGUGGCCUUAUGGUAGCCAGGCGCAGAA
Messenger RNA from Fimicolochytrium jonesii, 520 nucleotides. RefSeq lists its product as uncharacterized. The record is from RefSeq and is a predicted model, not a curated record. NCBI's taxonomy places the organism in Eukaryota, Fungi, Chytridiomycota, Chytridiomycetes, Spizellomycetales, Powellomycetaceae. The transcript has a single exon. Bases 59 to 457 code for a protein of 132 amino acids.